Molecule: messenger RNA, 1659 nt
Organism: Salvia splendens (bonfire salvia)
Lineage: Eukaryota; Viridiplantae; Streptophyta; Magnoliopsida; Lamiales; Lamiaceae
Exons: 2
Coding region: 1-1659 (552 amino acids)
Source: RefSeq, a predicted model, not a curated record
AUGCUUGUGGUAGGGAAUUUUGAUCAUGCGUUAGGUGAUAGAGACAUUAUUGUCGAAAAACAGUCAGGUAAACUGCAAUGCAUUAGUGAACUUCAUCCUUCUUAUCUUUCAUUGCAAUAUCUGUUGUUGUUCCCUUAUGGGGAGGAUGGUUAUACUAAAUUUAUAGGUUUUUCCGAUUCUGCCGCUUCCUCAUUGAGCAACAGAAAGAGAGUUAGCCCUAAAAAGUUUUAUUCGUACCGCAUUCAUGACAGAGUUUCCGAGUGUUCUAUUAUUUUGUAUGCGAGGCGAUUGUUUCAACAAUUUAUUGUUGAUGCGUACACUAUGAUUGAGUUUGGUCGUUUGGCGUAUGUACGAACACAACAGAAGAAAUUGCAAGCUGAAAUUUAUAGCGGGUUGGAGGAGGCCGUUCUACAUGGUGAAACUGAUAGUUCCAGGCAUGGAAAACGAAUAAUCUUGCCUUCCAGUUUUGUUGGUGGUGCCCGAUAUAUGAUUCAGAAUUACCAAGAUGCGAUGGCUAUUUGUAGAUGGAUUGGCUAUCCUAACCUCUUUAUAACAUUUACGCGCAAUCCUAAAUGCCUGAGAUUAGUAGUUAUUUACACCAUUGAGUUUCAAAAGCAUGGAUUGCCACAUGUACAUAUUUUGCUGUUUUUAAGUAAUGAGGAUAAACAACCUCAUCCUCGACGCAUUGAUGAAAUUAUAUCUGCUGAAAUUCCAGAUCCAUUGAUUGAUCCCUAUUAUCAUGAGUGUGUCAAAGAAUUAAUGAUGCAUGGGCCAUGUGGUGUUGUGAGAAAAUCGUCCCCUUGCAUGCGUGAUGGACGUUGUACUAAGUAUUAUCCCAAGAAAUUUGUUUCUAAUAUAGCGGUUGAUGAUGAUGGUUAUCCAAUUUAUAGGAGUAGAGAUAAUGGUCGGUUUGUGGUGAAGGAUGGUGUACCUUUGGAUAACAGAUAUGUUGUUCCUCAUAAUCGUUUUCUCGUUAUGAAGUAUGGUGGUCAUAUUAAUGUUGAGUGGUGCAAUCAGUCCCGGUCAAUCAAGUAUUUGUUCAAAUAUGUACAUAAGGGUUAUGAUAGGGUUACAACAUCUUUUUGCCAAUCUGGUGUUGAUGGUGUUGAACGAAAUCUUGAUGAAGUAAGUUUGUAUUAUGAUUGUAGAUAUGUAUCAUCCUGCGAAGCUGCUUGGAGAAUUUUUGGGUUUGAAAUUCAGUACAAGGAUCCUUCAGUUGAACGGUUGAGUUUUCAUCUUCCUAAUGAACAACACAUCAUUUUUGAUGAAGCUGAUUCAUUAGAUAAUGUUAUGAGUCGGAGGACCAUUCAUGAGAGUAAGUUCUUAGGUUGGAUGGAGACAAAUAAGAUAUAUUCUGAAGGAAGAAAUUUGACAUAUGGGGAAUUUUCGAGCAAGUUUGUGUGGAAGAAAAAUCAUUGGAAACCUAGAAAGCAACGUUAUUCGAUUGGGAUGUUGUUUUAUGUUGCCCCUGGUUAUGGUGAUAUGUAUUACUUGAGAUGUCUUUUGAAUGUCAUUAAAGGAGCUACUUGCUUUGAAGAUCUUAGGUUUGUUAAUGAUGUUCAGUAUGAUUGUCACGACCCUAUUUUUGCUGAGGAUAGCAAGAAUGGGUAUUUCGCGACUAAUAGGGCGAUUAAAGAAACGAGGAUAGAAAGGGGGUAG